Polypterus senegalus (gray bichir) is the source of this 594-nucleotide messenger RNA. Its product is annotated as E3 ubiquitin-protein ligase TRIM47-like. NCBI's taxonomy places the organism in Eukaryota, Metazoa, Chordata, Cladistia, Polypteriformes, Polypteridae. The record is from RefSeq and is a predicted model, not a curated record. Gene Ontology annotation, molecular function: zinc ion binding.
UUCGCGAUGGCAGCAGCUUAUAAACCUGCUUUUUCUGCCGAUCAGUACUCCUGCCCGGUGUGUCUGGAGGUCCUGAAGGAGCCGGUCACUCUCAUAUGCGGACACAACUACUGCGUGGACUGCAUCAAUGACUACUGGAACCAGCCUGACACAGAGGGGGGCUACAAGUGUCCUCAGUGCAGACGGCCAUUUAACGAGAGGCCAGAGCAACAAAACAUCGUAUUAACAGAACUGAUCGAGAAACUGAAGGAGGCUACAGACGACGGAGGACCGUCUGAGAGUUAUGCUGGACCUGACGACGUGUCCUGUGAUGUUUGUACGGGGAGAAAACUGAAAGCCGUGAAGAGCUGCCUGACCUGUAUGGCCUCCUACUGUGAGAUUCAUCUGCAGCCGCAUCUGCGAUCUGAAGUUCUGAAAAGACACAAACUGGGAGAGUCGACUGGAAAUCUCGAAGAGAAAAUCUGUGAGAAGCAUCAGAAAGUUCUGGAAAUCUACUGCAGGUCCGACCAGACGUGUGUGUGCUUAGUUUGUGUGGCGACUGAACAUAAGAAUCACGACACGGUGACACCUGAAGAAGAGCGAGCAGCGAGACAG